AUGUCUGAUCUCUCAGAGCUGAGAGUUGCAGGGCUCGCACUGCUGGGGAAGGGUCCCCGGGAUCUCCGACGCCGCCUCCAGCAGAGAGUUGCGGAGUUUGCCUCUUCGGGGCCUCCGGCAUCCCUGACCUCGCUCUUAGAGUUGGGGGGUUUGCCUCCUCAAGGGAGCUUUAAAAAAGAAAGGAGGGAAUCUCAGGCCUCACCCCUGGCGCUGAUGAAUCGUGAUGUCUGGGUUGGGCGGGGCUUAGUGGUUUUGGCAAAGCAGCCCGGUGAUUCUGGGGUGCUGGAUGAUGACCCACUCACUGCUCGGUGCUUCCAGGUGGCCCUGAGAAGGCAGCAGGCCCAGGAGGAGGAACUGGGGAUCAGCCACCCCAUCCCGCUGCCCAGCGCGGCCGAGCUGCUCGUCAAGAGGGAGGCCAACGGCAGCAACCCCUGCCUGAUGACCGAGAGCGGCAGCGGCGCCUCGCAGCCCCCGCCGGCCAGCACCCCCACCACCGCAGCUUCAGAGGGACGUAUGGUCAUCCAGGACAUUCCUGCUGUCACCAGCAGAGGGCACGUGGAGAACACACCUGACCUCGUGUCUGACUCCACCUACUACAGCAGCUUUUACCAGCCGUCGCUGUUCCCUUACUACAACAACCUGUACAACUACCCGCAGUACUCCAUGGCCUUGGCUGCGGACUCCUCUCCAGGGGACGCGGGAAGCCCCCUCGGGGGGUCCCCCGUGAAGAACAGCCUUCGAAGCCUCCCAGCGCCUUAUGUGCCUGGUCAGACAGGAAACCAAUGGCAGAUGAAAAACUCGGAGAACCGCCACGCAGUGAGUUCCCAGUACAGGAUGCAUUCUUACUACCCGCCUCCCUCCUACCUGGGCCAGAGCAUGUCCCAGAUCUUCACUUUUGAGGAUGGCCCCUCCUACUCGGAAGCCAAAGCGAGCGUAUUCUCGCCACCUAGCAGCCAAGAUUCGGGCUUGGUUUCCCUCUCCAGCAGCUCUCCUAUCAGCAACGAGAGCACAAAGGGAGUGCUCGAGUGCGAGCCCGCCUCGGAGCCCAGCAGCUUCACGGUCACUCCUGUCAUCGAGGACGACGAGUAAGCGUUUGGCGUUCAUUUGUAGCCGCAGGCUUGUUCCAUUCAUACACAGGGUUUGUUGUUAACAUUUUGCUUUUUGACUUACGUUGCCAACUUAACUGUUGAGGAUGCAUUUGGUUUAUACUCCGUAGAGCUUAGCCCGGAGGCUAGAACACAUUUGGAAUAGUUUAGGAUCUGUGACUGCUAUCUGCAACAAUUAAGUGCUUUGCUCACGGAGUUCAAUCUCAGAUAGUUGUUGUGCCCCUCAUUUUUUAUGACACUAGUUUACAUGUAGUUUUCAAGAAAUACAAUAAUUCACUCAAGCAGAGCAGUACACUUGAAUCUAAAUGUGUCAUAAUUAGGUGUUUUAGUUUUAAAAUGAAAUCCUAGGUGCCUUAGGUUUUUUUUGAAAUUUAAUAUUUUAAUACAACUGCAAAAAUAUAAAUUUAGCCAAAAUACCUGACUGGUGAGAAGAGCAGACAGUUAGCGAUUAUUUUUGAAAUCUGCAGAAGGUUAGAGGAAAUAGAAAUACUGUAUGUUUGUGUUGCUGUUGGAAAAGCCAAGCCCCCAUCCCAUCCCCUCAAAUCCAAAACAUGACUGAAACAUAGUCAGAAGGAAAAAGUAAUGCCUUUGAGAAUUGCUGCCUUUUCUGUAAAGGGUAAUUUGAAAGCAGUACAAUUUAAAGUAACUCUAGUAAUGCAGAAAUUUCCUGUGUGUUUCUUCAGAAUAAGAGUUUACGAUACAUAUUCUACUACAAGAAAAAAAUGGAUGCAAUCUAGAUUAUUUUGUAACGUUAGGUUGUAAUCUGAUUUGAAAAUAAGUACCUCUUUAAAAGUUACUACAGAUUUCUGAGUUCAUUAUUUUGUUAAAAAAUUGCUUGUAAAGUACUUCCUUAUGUAACAGAAGCCAUCCUGAAAUGAAACUAGUCUAAAAAAAAUUCAUUGUUCUGUGUAGUUGCAGCUGUACCUGAAAUAAAAAUGUUAUUGAUGACUGAAUUUUCUUGUGUGUAUAUUUGGUGAGAGGUAUUAAACAGGAAAAAAGAAAUUA
Molecule: messenger RNA, 2111 nt
Organism: Vicugna pacos (alpaca)
Lineage: Eukaryota; Metazoa; Chordata; Mammalia; Artiodactyla; Camelidae
Source: RefSeq, a predicted model, not a curated record